UUUUAAGAGAUAUAUAUAUAUAUAUAUAGUUUAUUGCUUAUCUCAGAUAUAAUAUUUGGAGUUUAGACAUUAACCGUAAUAAUGAUCUGUACAGUAGCCGAGCUGAGACUAAAUGUCUUUACAGUAGAGUCUGAACCAGAAGAUACAGCAGCUAAAUAGCCUACGUUUGGAUUGAAUGGGAUUUACGGGAGAUUUGCAGUGGAACGCUGUUUUAUAAUGAAUGGGGUUUUUAUUGGUGCGCGUGCUUCUAUAAUAAAUUACGUAGGUGACUGGAGCUGGUUCUUUGACGCGGCGUGGCCUGCGGUUGACGGUGAAGACGGACUCAUGUAGACCACAAGUGUCCUCAGGCACACGGUGAUGAUAACCUUAUUAUUUUUUACAAAGUAUACUUUUCCGGUGACUUUAGCGGCGUGGCCGCUAUUUAAUCCCCUAUAUUUAAUAUAUUUAAUUCCCUAUAGUUAUCCUUGCUGCGAAAAUGACGUUCAACCCAGGCUACAGUAGAGUGCUAGCCGCAUCGGAUGGAGCCCUCUUCUUCUCAGUCUCAAACAUCGGUCAAUCCGAUGCACCAUUUCCUUAUGUUGAGGCCCCAGUUGAUGGAUUCUGACAUGGACUAUGAGAGGCCAAAUGUUGAGACUAUCAAGUGUGUGGUGGUAGGGGACAACGCUGUUGGGAAGACCCGCCUUAUCUGUGCCCGGGCCUGUAAUGCCACACUCACUCAGUACCAAUUGCUUGCUACACAUGUACCCACUGUCUGGGCCAUAGACCAGUACAGAGUUUGCCAGGAGGUUCUGGAGCGAUCUAGGGAUGUGGUGGAUGACGUCAGUGUGUCGCUGCGGCUCUGGGACACGUUCGGGGACCAUCACAAGGACCGACGCUUUGCGUAUGGAAGGUCAGAUGUGGUGGUUCUGUGUUUCUCCAUCGCCAACCCCAACUCCUUGUACCAUGUGAAAACCAUGUGGUACCCUGAGAUCAAACACUUCUGCCCCCGGGCUCCAGUCAUCCUGGUGGGCUGCCAGCUGGACCUGCGCUACGCUGACCUGGAGGCAGUCAACAGGGCACGACGGCCACUAGCAAGACCCAUUAAAUACAAUGAGAUUCUGCCUCCAGAGAGGGGCCGUGAGGUGGCCAAAGAACUGGGAGUGCCGUACUAUGAGACCAGUGUUGUGGCUCAGUUUGGAGUAAAGGAUGUAUUUGAUAACGCCAUCCGGGCCGCCCUAAUCUCACGACGUCACCUGCAGUUCUGGAAGUCACACCUGCGCAACGUGCAGCGGUCCCUCCUCCAGGCCCCCUUCCUGCCUCCCAAACCCCCACCACCCAUCAUCACUGUGCCACCUCCCCCCACCACCACUGAGGAGCAUCCUGGCCGUCUUCUAGAGGACCCCCUGUGUUCCGAUGUCAUCCUGGUCCUACAGGAGAAGCAGAGAAUCUUUGCCCACAAGAUCUACUUGGCCACGUCCUCCUCCAAGUUCUAUGACCUCUUCGUCCUGGACGCCCGGUCUGAGGAGACCGAGCGGCCCCCUCGCGCCACCGCUCUGUCUGGCCGUGAGAUGCUGAUGCGUGCUGCCAGCUUCGAUGUAUGUGAGAGCCCUGACGAAGGUGACAGGGCCAACCUGCGGGCCUGCACCAGUGACGGCACCCUGAGGGACUCUGAAGGGGGCCGGAGAGGCAGACUGCUGUCUACCUGGAGCAGGGCUUUUGUCAGCAUCCAGGAGGAGCUGGUGGAUGACCCAGUGACCUACAGCCCCAGGCCUAUGACCGUGGUGCACAUGGACCAGUCCAUGCAGCUGGGGCCCUUCCGCGCUGUGCUGCGCUACCUGUACACUGGUCAGCUGGACGAGCACGAGAAGGAGCUAAUGCACAUUGCACACAUUGCUGAGCUGCUGGAGGUCUUUGACCUGCGCAUGAUGGUGGCCAAUAUCCUUAACAACGAGUCCUUCAUGAACCAGGAAAUCACCAAAGCCUUUCAUGUACGGCGCACCAACAGAGUCAAAGAGUGCCUGGCCAAAGGCACCUUUUCUGAUGUAGUGUUCAAGCUAGAUGAUGGAACGAUCAUGGCCCAUAAGCCCCUGCUCAUCUCCAGCUGUGACUGGAUGGCAGCUAUGUUUGGGGGGCCCUUUGUGGAGAGCUGCACCAAAAAAGUGCUGUUUCCUAACACGACUCGCAGCUGUAUGAGGGCUGUGCUGGAGUACCUGUACACUGGGCGUUUCUGUUCCCGCACUGACCUGGAUGCCAUGGAGCUCAUUGUUCUUGCCAACCGUCUUUGCCUCCCACACCUAGUUGCACUAACAGAACUCUACACAGUGACAGUCCUGAUGGAGGCUGCUAUGAUGGGGGCUGAUAUUGACGGAGAUGUGCUGUUAUACCUGGAGAUGGCUCAGUUCCAUUGUGCCCAACAGCUAUCUGGCUGGUGCCUUCACCACAUCUGCACCAACUAUAAUAGUGUGUGCCGCAAGUUUCCUCGAGACAUGAAGGCCACGUCUACAGACAACCAGGACUACUUUGAGAAACACCGCUGGCCACCAGUGUGGUUCCUGAAGGAGGAUGACCACUACCAGAGAGCAAGGAAGGAGCGGGACAAGGAGGACUACUUGUACCAGAGGAGGCAGUGUAAACGCAAGUGGCUCUUCUGGAACUUUCCCUCUUCUCCCUCUGCCAACUCCGCCUCUUCUGGUUCCAAUGCUGUCGUCUGAUUGGCACUCAGGUUACAGGCAAGGCCCUCUGGGGAUCUGUAGAGAUGGCUUGGGAAAGUGGAGAAUCAGCACUGUUGGCCAGACGCUAGGCCCACUCAUUCAGGCCCUCACCUCUCCCUCCCUCAUUUCUGUUUUGCAUCUGCAGCCAAGCUACACUCCCCCAGGUUUGCAGGGUCAGCUAAAUCCGAUAAUGAACGUCAUUAGUCUCUUUCUUUUUGUGUUAGCAUAUCCAUGCAAAGACAAUGAAGCUCAAAUCUUAAAGAUCAGUGACUUAAACCAUAUGAACAAGGCAAGGUAGGUGGUGCUGGUGACUGCUCAAUAUGUUGUUGAUAUUCCUGCAUACACCACCAGAGGGAGAACUGAGCAAGUUAUGAAGGGCCUUGGCUUCAAGGUAUAGAACUGUGAUCCUAAGCUCAUGAUAACCAUUGACUGACUUGAAUUGACAACCAAGUGCUUAUCAGCUGCAACAGACAUAGCAAAGACCAAUAACCAGCAAAGUAACACAGAAAUCAAAUCUCAGUGAUAACACUUUCUUGCCCUUAAGUGUUUGCACAAUCUACCAAACCAGGAUGUGUACAGUACAAUUAUAAUCACUCAACCAGAAAUAUCAACAAAAUGCAUUAGGUCUGCAUUAAGAUGAAUCUAUUCAAGUCAUAUAGGACAUCCCCUUAGAUCAUCUGCCUACUGGAAACCACUAAGUCUGUACAUAAUUACGACUUAAAUGACAACAGCGGAGAUUUGACUCCUGUCCUCUUUUGUACAGUUAUUGUAUCUUGCAUUUUUCUGUACAACUUGCACAGCUGACAUUGAUGUGAGUGUAUACACGGCCCCUGUGUUGUGACGUAUGGCUACAUGUCAGAAAAGGGCUUUCUUUUACACAGCCACGUUUGUCUUUUGACAAGAUGCAAGAGAACCUGAAUCACAGAGUAUUGUUCAGCAUUUGCUUUUGAAACGCCAACAAACAUAAACAAAGCUCACCACACUGUGUUGCAACAAUGGAAUAGCUUUGCACUACCAAGUUUCCUUUUCCUUAAAAUCGGCAAUUGUACCUUAUCAGGACAGUCUGAUAUAAUUAUCCACAUAUCUUGGACCCCACAGCUUUAUGGUGAAUGCCACUAUCAACCGCACGUAUCUUGGACCCCACAGCUUUAUGGUGAAUGCCACUAUCAACCGCACGUAUCUUGGACCCCACAGCUUUAUGGUGAAUGCCACUAUCAACCGCACGUAUCUUGGACCCCACAGCUUUAUGGUGAAUACCACUAUCAACCGCACGUAUCUUGGACCCCACAGCUUUAUGGUGAAUGCCACUAUCAACCGGACCAUUCCACAUUAUAGCAAUGGAUCUGGUGCAUUUCAGAAACCAAUAGGCCAACUCUUGGACUUGGAGAAUCCACAUGUACAGCAGUUCCCCUCUUGGACGGUGGUGUCUUAGCCUUGUCUGUCUGUAAUAGCAAUGACCUUGCCUUUUAGAAGUUUGACAUUAUGCUUAUAGGGUAUCCCUGUGAUUGCAUGUCAUUGGUCAUUUCAGACGUACACAUACAGGAGACUGUCUCGUGUCUGGGUCUCAUCAUUCAUCUAUAAACUCCUCCUCACACCCUGCUACUGGACUCUUCUCAAGAGAGGUGAGAGCACCACCUGUAUGUAUCAGCAUUCUGAUGAGAAGAGCACCGAGGCCAUUACACUACUGGACACACAUGUCUGACAAGCUUCAAACAGUCUAAAUGAGCUUGGAGAGAUGAUCAUAGGAUGAGAAAAAUAACAGCACUACAAGACAAUCCUCGGUGUACGCUGAAGAGAUAUCUGAAGAGGACGUUUAUAUCCCUGUUGUCAUUUCAUCAACGACAACCCACAGUAUUGUUUUGAUUUAAAAGCAUGGUGCUCAUUCUUUAUUGUGAGUAUUUACAGCAGGUGUAUAUCAAAAGUGGAUCACCGAUUUCUAGCAACACUUUACAUGAAGUUGUCCCCAUUGCAGUGCCCUGGAAUUACUAUGGAAUGCAGGUGGUGACCAGAAUUAAUAACAAAACUUGACUUGUUUCACACACAUAAUUAUGAAUGCUGCUAACUUAUCAAGGAAAUUGAAAAUCCAUGUUGUUUUGUCCUAUUUGGGCAACUUAUUGUAAGGUGUGAUAGUCUACUAGAUUUUGUUUGUUUUAUGGAUAUUUUUUUCAGAUUUCUCCAGUGCUUGUUCUGACCUCUGGUUACAUGUAUGGUAUGCAGGCAAACUGCUUUCAGAUCAAAAGAAGUGGCUCAAUGGCUUGAGAAGGAAGAUAUGACAUGGAGCACCCUUCUAGCCAAUAUACAUUAUUGUGAAGAAUUUACUUGUAAAAAAAAUAUAUAUAUAAAAUAAUAGAUUGUAGACAUAGCUUUCUGUAAGAUAAUGUAAGUUACUUGUAGGAUAUUGUUCUCCUUCAUGCACUUAGAAAAUAUAGCCUACAUCCCUUAUGACAUCACUAAAAUGAGCUUUACAGUAAUUUAAAUGCAAUGAAUCCACUUAACAUGAUAUCUCAGAAUGUUGUUUAAAUGCUCAAUUAUACAAAUAGACUGCAUGUACAAGGCUCAUAUAGAUGUGUAAUCUGUCAUUUAAGGUGUAGAUUAUGGCAGUGCAGGAGCACAAGGCAGUAGCUUUACAUUUUUAGAUCAAGUUCAUAUGUGAUUUGUUGCUAUAAUCUAAUUGAAAAAGGCAGGUUUGACAUAUGUAUCUUGUAAAAGGAUGAAUCACUUGGCAUACCAUCCCAACUCCUAAUCACUUGGAUCAUUCUGUAUUGCACUGGACAUCAGAGUAUGUAGGCUUGUUUGGUCGUCAAUGUUCUGUUUUUACCAAGUAGUGAAAUUAUUCAAUGUUUUGGAAUUGUUGGUCUGUAAAAUGGUUUUGUUGUGUUUGAUCAAAAUGGUAAAUGUAUCAAUGAACCACUGUCUCACUUUGAAAUAUUGUAUUAAUCAUAUUUUUAGCAAAUUUACCCUUAGAAGAUUUAUGUUUUGAUUCAGACCUUUGUUCCUUUUUUUCUGUGUUGUCCAUUCCAUUUGACAAUGCACAUUUACAUGCUGUGGUUGAAAUGCAUUUGAGUUUCUAUCUCAAUUAACCCUCUUCUGCUAAUGCACUGCAUCCUAGAAGACACCUCAUGCCUUAAUGUAUAGUGUGUGAGAGACAUUGAAUGUAGAUAUUGUUACUGUGGUCACUAGUUUGUGUGUACUAAAGAUGUGUCGAUGUACCAUGGUACUGAAGGCUUUGUUUAUGUGUAAGUGUACAUAUCUUGAGUGUGGCAUUAAUGUGUGUACACUUGAAAGCAUCAUGAGCCUGUGCUUUUGUUAGUUUAGACAGUGUUUUCGUUGAAUAUUGUCAUGCUCUGAAUGGAAUGUUUAGUAGUAAACCACUUUUCACCACACCAAUAGACUAACACGAUGACAAGCCCACUCUAAGGAACACAUUAAUCAAUUACAAAAGUCAGCACAUCCCCAUCAAAUUAAUGAAGCGAAUACCAAUUCUAAUUUGUUUUCUGAUCAUUAACUUCACUAUGGAGAAAUAUCAGUAUUAUCAUUACAAUGGAUGGCAUUGACUUGGUGUGGGAAUUAGAAGUUGGAUUAUAAAUCAAAAACAUAGAUAAUGGCCAAUUGUUUUACAACUGUUAUAAUGUGGCCGAGCUGUACAUAUUUCAGCAUAGAUACUGGCUGAUUUUGUACACUAUGCAGGACAUAGGCACACCAGUGUCGUUUAAACCAUAAAUGCACAUUGCAUUAUGUAGACUGAGAGCCUUAGCAACCUCAGGUGUUAAUUGCAAAUAUAUUAUGACUAGAUAAAAAUAAAAGUUCUAACUCAGAACUUUUAAAGCCCUUUUCCAUGUGUUUAGGUGCUAUAUCACCGCUGCAGAGAAGCACAAACCAAAGGGAGCUUGUAGCAGUACCAGGACACCAAUCUGCUGCACAAUCAGUUGCAUAGUUAGAAACAAGACUUGUAUUGAAUGGUUGAAUUCAAAACUUGAAUCUUUUCUCAGUGUUUAUAGCCUGGUCUGACAUUUUUGCUCGUCAACAGGUAUUUAUUUUUGUUGUUCUGGAGAGUUACAGAUGUUUAUAUUGUUUGUUAGGAGAUGUAGAUCUUGAGUUCUGUAGCAUGUGUUCUUGAAAUUUGUAAAUAGUGUUUAUGUAAUAAAUAUAAAGUAGCAGCCUGCA
Oncorhynchus masou masou (cherry salmon) is the source of this 6854-nucleotide messenger RNA. Its product is annotated as rho-related BTB domain-containing protein 2-like. The record is from RefSeq and is a predicted model, not a curated record. Gene Ontology annotation, cellular component: cytoplasmic vesicle; cell projection; cytoskeleton. Lineage: Eukaryota; Metazoa; Chordata; Actinopteri; Salmoniformes; Salmonidae. Gene Ontology annotation, molecular function: GTPase activity; GTP binding; protein kinase binding. Gene Ontology annotation, biological process: cortical cytoskeleton organization; regulation of actin cytoskeleton organization; small GTPase-mediated signal transduction.